Messenger RNA from Trichoderma breve, 954 nucleotides. RefSeq names its product short chain dehydrogenase domain-containing protein. The record is from RefSeq and is a predicted model, not a curated record. The transcript has 2 exons. Bases 1 to 954 code for a protein of 317 amino acids. Gene Ontology annotation, molecular function: oxidoreductase activity, acting on the CH-OH group of donors, NAD or NADP as acceptor. Lineage: Eukaryota; Fungi; Ascomycota; Sordariomycetes; Hypocreales; Hypocreaceae.
AUGGGCUUACCAUCUAUCAAGAACAUCCGCAAGGCGGCCUACCCAACCAUCGACCCUAAGCGGCCAGAGAACAGCCAGGCUGGCCGAACAGUCCUCAUCACCGGCGGCCACUCUGGUAUUGGAUAUGCCAUUAGCAAAGCCUUCAUUGUCGCAAAUGCUAAGCGAAUUAUAAUCUUUGGUCGCAGAGCCGAUGUUUUGGAAUCGGCUGGUGAAAAGCUCACUGCAGAGGCCAAAGAACUUGGAUCACCCACUGUCGUAGAUACUCGCAGUGGUGACAUUGCCAACCCCGCCUCUGUCAAAAAGUUGUUCUCUGGCCUGAAAGCAGAUGGCAUUAUCCUGGACGUCUUGGUACUUAACGCGGCAACGGGUGGAACGUCAAAAAAGAUGGUCGACAUGCCUUUGGACGAAUUUUGGGGCGACUAUCAUAUCAACGUCCGCUCUACCUUUGACCUGAUUCAACAAUUCUAUCAUCAAGAGUCUGAAGGUCCAAAAUAUGUUGUCAAUCUUUCCACUCUGAUCGCGUAUGUCUGGCACUUGUCAGGGAAGCCGUCAUACGGAUUGACCAAAAACGCCAGCCUGGGCAUCGCCCAGCAAUUCGCCCAAGAACACACGGCAGAAGAACUGCAAAUCAUUAGCUUUCACCCCGGUGCUGUUCUCACGCCUAUGAGUCGCGCAGAUGGAUUCGAUGAGAGCUCUCCGAUUAACUGGGAUAAUGCGAAAGUUCAGCUGCUAACUCGUAGAGAAGAAAAUUUGCCCGCUGCCCUAAGUGUUUGGGCCGCCACUCCCGCCGCUGCCUUCUUGCAUGGCCGCUUCAUUUGGAGUAACUGGGAUGUUGACGAGCUUAGAAGUGGCGAGGCAGCCAAACUGAUUGACAGCGAUCCCAAUUAUUUGAGGAUUGGUAUCAGUGGUCUCACAGAGAAAGAUGCGGUUGCCACGCUUAUGAAAAAGCCUUAA